Drepanopeziza brunnea f. sp. 'multigermtubi' MB_m1 is the source of this 705-nucleotide messenger RNA. The record is from RefSeq and is a predicted model, not a curated record. Lineage: Eukaryota; Fungi; Ascomycota; Leotiomycetes; Helotiales; Drepanopezizaceae.
AUGAAAGGUACUCGAGAAGUUGCAGUAAAAGCUACUUUACAAGAACAAGAAUUAGCUAUUCUCGCUCAACAACGAAAAGACCAACUAAAAAGCAAAACAAAAAGUCGCAAAUGGUUUCAUCACACCGAAGGCUUAACAUCUCAAGUUGGAGUCGAAUCACGCAAAGCUGAACGCGAGCGCAAAAGGACUAUACGAGAACGCCUUGCUGCAAGCUUAAUUAUUAAAGACGACGAUUUAAUACUCAUUCCAAUUCUCGAUUCGGAAGAGAUUUGGUGGAUGCAACAACCUCUUGAACGUCAAAUUCUGCGGCCUCGUAAAAAAGGUAUUCCUCGACCAACUCUUUCUCAACCUGAACCUUUUCUCGGUAAUGAUAAUCUAAUGAUUAUAACCGAUACUACCGGAGACCUUUCUUUAAAGCAAGAUAUUAUUCCUUUUCUUAGUAUUAAUAUCGAUAGCGAUGGCUUCAAUUCUGAUAGUAGUAGAGAUUCAAACGAUUCGUUGCGAAAGGUAGGAGACGAAUCAAAUUCUAAUGAAAAUAAUGAUCGAUGGUCAGAUAUCUCAUCGGAUGAUACGAUUUUAAAUGUUUCGGAAGACGAAUUUCUAACAUAUUCGAAAAAAUCCGCAUUCGCUUCCGAUCCGCAAUCGCUUAUGCCGACUAAGACUGAAAGGAUGAAAGGAGGCCCACCUAAGCGAGCCGACGAUUAG